Messenger RNA from Acanthosepion pharaonis, 2025 nucleotides. The record is from the annotation of a GenBank genome assembly. NCBI's taxonomy places the organism in Eukaryota, Metazoa, Mollusca, Cephalopoda, Sepiida, Sepiidae.
AUGACAAAUAUUGACGUUUCUUUUUUAUCAUUUUCUUCAUAUUUAUCCUUUUCCUUUUCUUUUUUCAUUGCAUCUUCUCUUUUUCUCUUUUUGUUCUUCUCUUUUUCUCUUUUUGUUCUUCUCUUUUUCUCUUUUUGUUCUUCUCUUUUCUCUUUCUUUCUUUCUUCUCUUUUCUCUCUUUCUUUCUUCUCGUUUCUCUUUCUUUCUUUCUUCUCGUUUCUCUUUCUUUCCAUCUUCUCUUUUCUCUUUCUUUCUUUCCAUCUUCUCUUUUCUCUUUCUUUCUUUCCAUCUUCUCUUUUCUCUUUCUUUCUUUCCAUCUUCUCUUUUCUCUUUCUUUCUUUCCAUCUUCUCUUUUCUCUUUCUUUCUUUCUUCUCUUUUCUCUUUCUUUCUUUCUUCUCUUUUCUCUUUCUUUCUUUCUUCUCUUUUUCUUUCUUUCUUUCUCUUCUCUCUUUCUUUCUUUCUUCUCUUUCUCUUUCUUUUUUCUUUCUUUCUUUUCUCUUCUUUCUUUUUUCUCUUUCUUCUUUUUUCUUUCUUUCUUCUUUCUUUUUUCUUUUCUUUUUCUUUCUUUCUUCUCUUUUUCUUUCUUUCUUUCUUUUCUUUUUUCUUUUUCUUUCUUUCUUCUCUUUUCUUUCUUUUCUUUUCUUUUCUUUUUUCUUUUCUUUCUUUCUUUCUUUUCUUCUUUUUCUCUUUUCUUUCUUUCUUUCUUUCUUUCUUUCUUUUCUUUUCUUUCUUUCUUCUUUUCUUUCUUUUCUUCUCUUUUCUUUCUUUCUUCUCUUUUCUUUCUUUCUUCUCUUUUCUUUCUUUCUUCUCUUUUCUUUCUUUCUUCUCUUUUCUUUCUUUCUUCUCUUUUCUUUCUUUCUUCUCUUUUCUUUCUUUCUUCUCUUUUCUUUCUUUCUUUCUUCUUUUUUCUUUCUUUCUUCUUUUUUCUUUCUUUCUUCUUUUUUCUUUCUUUCUUUUUUCUUUCUUUCUUUCUUUUUUCUCUCUUUCUUUCUUUUUUCUCUCUUUCUUUCUUUUUUCUCUCUUUCUUUCUUUUUUCUCUCUUUCUUUCUUUUUUCUCUCUUUCUUUCUUUUUUCUCUCUUUUCUCUUUCUUUCUUUUUCUUUCUUUCUUUCUCUUCUUUUUUCUUUUCUUUUUUCUUCUCUUUCUUUCUCUUGCUUCUCUUUCUUUCUCUUUCUUCUUUCUCUUUCUUCUCUUUCUUUCUCUUUCUUCUUUCUCUUUCUUCUCUUUCUUUCUCUUUCUUUUUUCUCUUUCUUCUCUUUCUUUCUUCUUCUCUUUCUUUUUCUUCUUCUUUCUCUUUCUUCUCUUUCUUUUCUUUUCUUUUCUUUCUUUCUUCUCUUUUCUUUUUUCUUCUCUUUCUUUCUUUCUCUUUUUUUUUCUUCUCUUUCUUUUUUUCUUUUCUUUUUUCUUCUCUUUCUUUCUUUCUUCUUUUCUUUCUCUUUUUCUCUUUCUUUUUUUUUCUUUCUUUCUUUUCUUCUCUUUCUUCUUCUCUUUUCUUUUUCUUUUUUUCUUUCUUUCUUUUCUCUUUCUUUCUUUUCUUUCUUUUUCUUUCUCUUUCUUUCUUCUCUUUCUCUUCUUUUCGUUUUCUUUCUUCUCUUUUCUCUUUCUUCUCUUUUCUCUUUCUUCUCUUUUCUCUUUCUUCUCUUUUCUCUUUCUUCUCUUUUCUCUUUCUUCUCUUUCUUUUUUCUCUUUAUCUUUCUCUCUUUUUCUUUUCUCUUUUCUCCUUCCUUUUCUCUUUUUCUUUUUCUCUUUCUUCUCUUCUCUUUUUCUCUUUUUUUUCUCUCUUCUUUUCUUCUCUCUUCUUUCUCUCUCUUCUCUUUUUCUUUCUUCUCUUUUUCUUUCUUCUUUCUUCUCUUUUUCUUUCUCUCUUCUUUCUCUUUAUCUCUCUUCUUCUUUCCCUUUAUCUCCCUCUCUUUUUCUCUCUCACUUCUUCUCUCUCUUUUUCUCCCUUACUUCCUUCCUCCUUUUCUUUUUUACUUUUCUUUAUUUCUUUUCUUCUUUUUACUCUUUUUUUUUCCCGAUUUAUAG